Arvicola amphibius (Eurasian water vole) is the source of this 1068-nucleotide messenger RNA. It is a transcript of the gene Myl10, whose product is annotated as myosin light chain 10. The record is from RefSeq and is a predicted model, not a curated record. Gene Ontology annotation, cellular component: cytoplasm; mitochondrion. Gene Ontology annotation, molecular function: calcium ion binding. NCBI's taxonomy places the organism in Eukaryota, Metazoa, Chordata, Mammalia, Rodentia, Cricetidae.
AUGUUGCGGGACCAAGAGCCUAGACAGUGUUCUGAGAAUAUUCUGGAAGCUUUUACAACUAGACAAGAAGGCCAGAUUCCAGCAGAGUCUGGGGUUAUGGGAUUGAGCUCAGGAAACUCCACAGAAGGUCUGGGGAUAGAAAGAGCCCAUUCGGAUCUGCCUGCUUUGGCAGCCUGGACGGGGGUGAGUGACUGGGUCAGGAGCAGUGGCCCCACCCUGCUCAGUGGACACUCCGUAGACUUCUUGCCUGAGCUGAGAAAGUGGGGUUGUCAUGGCAACAGGACCAUGAAGCGGCUGGUCACGCUGCAUCUGCAGUCAGAAAGCAGACAGGUGAACUCUGGUGCUCAGUUCAGGACCCCAGGCCGUGGGAUGAUGCCAUCCACAUUUGAGUCAUUAGCUGUCUCAACUAAUUGUGAAACUCGGACCACCGCUCCAGCGGGCUGCUGUGUGUACAGGGAAGAAAGACGAUGGUACGUGGAUCAUGGUGUCCCGGGACCCGUGGCCGGCACUGAUGACCGCUGACCUCUGGAGGAAGCAAUGGCCACAGGAUUCACCUCUUCUCCACAGGCACCCAGAAGAGCCCGGAAGAGAGCAGAAGGCACAGCCAGUUCCAAUGUCUUCUCCAUGUUCGACCAGUCCCAGAUUCAGGAGUUUAAAGAGGCCUUCACUAUCAUGGACCAGAACCGGGAUGGCUUCAUCGACAAGGAGGACCUGAGGGACACCUUCGCCGCACUGGGUCGCAUAAAUGUCAAGAACGAGGAGCUGGAAGCCAUGGUGAAGGAAGCUCCAGGGCCCAUCAACUUCACUGUCUUCCUGACCAUGUUUGGGGAGAAACUCAAGGGCACGGACCCGGAAGAGACCAUACUGCACGCCUUCAAGGUGUUUGACACAGAAGGAAAAGGAUUUGUCAAGGCUGACUUCAUUAAGGAAAAGCUCAUGACCCAGGCUGACCGCUUCAGUGAGGAGGAGGUCAAGCAGAUGUUUGCAGCUUUCCCACCCGAUGUCUGUGGCAAUUUAGACUACAGGAAUCUAUGCUAUGUUAUCACACACGGGGAGGAGAAGGACUAG